CUAUCAGUAGUUAUCUCAGUCACAUUCGUUUUAGCGUUUGCGCAUGGAGCUAUGGCAGGGUUAGAAUUCGCAAGCCUCAACUUCAAAGCUUCUUCAUCCUCUGUUCAACUUGAUCCUAGAUCAAGUUUUGAUUUCACCCAGAUCAACUGUAACUGUCGAGCGGAGCUUUUUCAUGUACUAGAUACCCUUCGCAUCCAGCCAAUACCAUUAGAAGCAUGUGAAUGUAUCCAAUGCAAUCCUGGCCAUUUUUCCGGACAUGAAGACUGUUUUGUGACGCAAAUGAAACCGAGAAACCCUGUGACACGACCAAAACGCUCCCUUCCAGAAAGGCGCCAAGGGAGGGACGCCUUUGAUUGGCAACAGUUCCUGAAUAGUAUCUCGUUUAUGGUUAGUUCGAACAGUUCCAAAGCUCAUCAAACCCAAAGUUAUUUCCACUACAAUUAUAAGAGCAAUGGAGUCAACGGCACGGAGAAAAACUCCACCGAUUCUUCUUCCUCAGCACUUUCUUCUGAAGAGGGUGGCAAGAGAAAGAAAAUUGUUUAGUUUAAAACACAAUGUAAUUUUCCGAUAGGCGAAUAUUGAUGAAAUUUAAUAA
This is a messenger RNA of Uranotaenia lowii, 595 nucleotides long. RefSeq lists its product as uncharacterized. Lineage: Eukaryota; Metazoa; Arthropoda; Insecta; Diptera; Culicidae. The transcript has 2 exons. The record is from RefSeq and is a predicted model, not a curated record. The coding region runs from base 52 to 543 and encodes 163 amino acids.